UAUUCCUUCUCUUUUAAUCCAAACAAAAUCCAUCUCACGCUUAACCCUAUUUUUCAUUUUCUCUAUGUCCCUUUGCGUCCCUAAAUUUCUUCAUAAAACACACUUCAAUGGCCAAAAAACUCAGAAAACUCUUCCCAGAUGAAACAACAACCUCAAACCAAACCCAAACACAAGAUUGCUAUGGCUUAUGCGACCCUGCAUGCCCUUACAACUGCUACACUAACCAAGACUACUUCUUGUCUCCACCACCACCAUUUGUUUCACCAUCAACACAAGUUAACCACAUAUCCUCCUACGUGAUCAUCCUCGGAACUCUCUUCGCUGUCGUUUUUGUUGUCCUAGGUUUCUACGUGAUCAAAGUGAAGUGCUAUGCUGCAUGGUGUGGGUGGCGGCUCAACGGGUCCCUUCCUUCUCAAUCAGACACCACCACCGAGGAGUUUCUCCAUGAGAACCAAGUUGACCACCCCGUGUGGCUCAUUGCCACGGUGGGGUUGCAACAAUCCAUCAUAAACUCCAUCACGGUGUGCAAGUACAAAAGCAACGAAGGGUUGGUUGAAGGAACCGAGUGUUCGGUGUGUUUGAACGAGUUCCAAGAGGAAGAGACCUUGAGACUCUUGCCAAAGUGCAACCAUGCUUUUCACAUCCCUUGUAUUGACACUUGGUUGAGAUCACACACCAAUUGUCCUCUUUGUCGCGCAGGUAUUGUCUCUAGCAGUGUUAUUUCUGAAGCACCCGUGUCGAAUUUGGAGCACGAGAAUGCAAAUUUGGGAAGAAAUCAAGAGACCCUUAUGGAGAAUUCAAGGAAUGAAGGCUCGUUAAACAGCAACACGGUUGCAGGGGAAUCAAGUGAAGCACUAGAGUUGGUUGAUGAAUCAAAUUCUAAGGAUCGCGUGCAUGAUCAAACUCAGAACCAUCACGUUCUGGAAAUUGAGAUUCACACAGAAAUGGGGUCUGUUUCAACCACAGAAUCUGAAAGCCAUCAUGUUGGUGAUGAACAUAAACAUGUUAAUCGACGGAAGCAAGAGCAAGAUGGUGAUUACCACCCAAAAACGUGUAAAACAAUGCGUCGUUGUUCCUCUAUUGAAGAGUGUUUGCAUUUAAGCCCGGUAUCCAUGAAAAGAUCAUUCUCCUGCAAUGGAAGGAUUCUAACUUCCAGAGGUUGCAUGACUUUAAACUCUAGGCUCCAUUCAUCUCUGCCAGAAUUUUCAAUCUGUUAGAGACGAACAUAGCAUGACAUGAGAUACUGUUAUUCAUCAGUAUCAUGAAAUAUGAUGUUCAUUUUACUACUCUCAGAAUUUUGAGGGCACCCUUCGUAGGUUGGAGUUUGAACACGGACAUGGUGUACACAGCAAAUUGGGAAAGAGAAAGAGGUUUGAUUGUGAAGAAUAAAAUGUUAAUUGUAAUUGAAGUUUUAGCAAGUGAUGGGACAUGUGAAAGUAACUAUGCUGUGCGCUAUACCACAAAUCACAAUGUUCAACGGCACUGCACAACAUAACAGGUUUGCUCCUACAAAAGGGAAUGAGGCACACUAAGUGCUCUUUUUUUUGGUUCUACAUCGUGUGUUAGUAAAAGUUUUUGAUUUUUCCCACAUGAUAUUGUGGUAUGCUAUCGUAGUCCUACAUAAGAAAUUGGAUAUGAUAAAGCACAACCAGGUCAUCAUUAUGUAAUUGAAGUGGACCAAAAUAAAUUUGCAUUGAUGUCUGUGAUUACUGUAUUACAAAUGUGCAGAUCAUAAGAACAUAAGAAGAAAGCAAAGUUUUAAAUUGUAAA
Molecule: messenger RNA, 1770 nt
Organism: Vigna unguiculata (cowpea)
Lineage: Eukaryota; Viridiplantae; Streptophyta; Magnoliopsida; Fabales; Fabaceae
Product: RING-H2 finger protein ATL54-like
Biological process (GO): protein ubiquitination
Molecular function (GO): transferase activity
Source: RefSeq, a predicted model, not a curated record